This is a messenger RNA of Anthostomella pinea, 873 nucleotides long. Lineage: Eukaryota; Fungi; Ascomycota; Sordariomycetes; Xylariales; Xylariaceae. The record is from the annotation of a GenBank genome assembly.
AUGCCCCCGGGGAAGCACGACUACGACUUGAAGACCUUUUUCCCGCUAUUCUCGUCGUAUAUCUACCGUCUCGUCGACGAUGUCGACUCCCUGGUGUACACGACCAUGUCAGUGGUGAAGGAGUUUGCCGAGGACGGGGUCGUGUACCUCGAGCUCCGAACAACACCACGGGGCAUGCCAGACGCGGGCUUAGACAAGGCCGGCUACGUCACCGAGGUAUUGCGUGCAAUGGAGGAGGCGCAACAGGAGGUCCAGACCCUACGAGCUCGGCUGGUCCUCUCCAUCGACCGUCGCAAUACUCUGGAAGAGGCCCUCGAGGUCGUCACGCUCGCCAAGCAAUUCCAAGAUCGGGGUGUCGUGGCCAUCGAUAUGUGCGGCGACCCGGCCAAGGGCGACGUCUCCUUGUUCACCCCAGCUAUAUCAGAGGCGCGGGCCGCCGGGUUGAAGGUCACGAUUCACUUUGCCGAGGCCGAGUGCAGUGCGAGCCAGGCCGAGUUGGACACCAUCUUGAGCUGGUGGCCGGAUCGACUGGGUCACGUUAUCCAUGUGCCGGAACACGUCAAGCAGCAAAUCGCGGCUCGCAGCGGCAUCGGGCUAGAACUCUGCCUCAGUUGCAAUGUGCAUGCCAAGAUGAUUGUUGGCGGUUUCGAAGCCCACCACUUCGGCGAGUGGUGGCGGGUCGACGGCCCCGUUGUGGUGCCCUGCACCGACGACGUGGGCGUCUUCGGAAGCCCUGUUUCGAACGAAUGGAGACUGAUACAGGAACAUUUCCGCCUUGAGCACGAGCAGAUUCUGAGCCUGGCAAAGAAGGGCAUCAAUGUCAUUUUUGGAGGUGAAGAGGAGAAGGAUAGACUACGGAGGAUCAUGUGGUAG